This is a messenger RNA of Cladophialophora immunda, 2655 nucleotides long. RefSeq lists its product as uncharacterized. The transcript has 3 exons. Gene Ontology annotation, molecular function: transcription cis-regulatory region binding; DNA-binding transcription factor activity. Gene Ontology annotation, cellular component: nucleus. Gene Ontology annotation, biological process: positive regulation of transcription by RNA polymerase II. The coding region runs from base 1 to 2655 and encodes 884 amino acids. The record is from RefSeq and is a predicted model, not a curated record. Lineage: Eukaryota; Fungi; Ascomycota; Eurotiomycetes; Chaetothyriales; Herpotrichiellaceae.
AUGGUCAAUUUCAAGCCCGCUUUGGAGGAAAACUGUGAGAUGGAUUUUGACUCAUGCAGGAUCUGGCUUGGGUGUCUUUCUGUCGCCUUGUGUGUUGUGGCAUGGGGCCUGUCCAAAUCCAGAAGACGAGUCCUCGACAAACCACGCCUCGAUCUCGCUGAGAAGGCGACAACACUCAAACCGACAACAGGAGCGGCACUGGACUAUGGCAAAAUCACCCCUUACAGCGGCAUUCCCAUACACGAUGAACCGUCGUGGCCGCGGGCUUGGAAACCCGGACCAUGGCAAAUGACCAUGGGAAUCCGCAAGCUCGAUGUUGACGACUGGAUCAUAUACGACAGCCUCUUCCUCGACGAGCACAAGCAAAAGUUGAAGAGGUUACAAGAUCCAGAAGUCCGUCCCAUCAUCUUCCAACACCAGGAUGGCACCUAUGAGGCCAGCAAGGAGGCCCUGGGGAUUAUCGUCCAGUACAUUACCACCCGAUACCCGGACAUGUUCAAAGUCGACGGCGACUAUCUCCAUAUACUUCCACUGGGAGAAUCAUACCGAAUACAGGAGCCCUUUGACCGGCAUCCAUUGGAGAUCGCGGGCCUGAUUGUGUAUGAGGAUGUGUACGUGCUGCUGAAGGGACCGGAUGACAUUUACUACCUAUUCUUCCUCAAGCUGAAAGAAGGUGGAGGAGUCCAGCGCAAUAACCAAUUCAUUCAAACAACCCCAGCAAUCUACCACCCAGAACCUCUGGACGACUAUCCCGUCUGCACAUCCAUCGACCAGGUACACAUUCGGAUAGAGCUGCAGAGCCUGAUGAGGAUGCCCGAGACACAAGGACUCCUGUUCACCAUACAUCCGUGGGUGUUGCCGGUCAAAGACCUUGCCAACGAGCCACGCAACCUGGAAUUGUUAUGGAGUCAUGCGCGCAGCUUUCCCGAGUCCUUUUCCAGGUACAAACUCAGGCAUCUAUGGGGCGGUGUUCUGGAGGAGUUUGCCCAAAAGACUCUGGGGAAAGAGGCUCCGGAUCCAGAGCUCGAGGCUGACGCCAACGCCUUUACUUUGCGCCAGCCGCGCAACAUCUCUGUCGCCGAGGCCAACGAGGAGGAAAGUGACGGUUUGGAUGCUACCUGGGACUCCUUGCCGGCCUCGACUCGAAUAAGGUCUCCCUUGACUGGUUCUCCUCCCAGCGAUCAGGCGUCGCAGACGUCGCCAUUCGAUCCGGACGACUCUGUCCGCUCCACAGCUGUUUCGAGAUCCGAGCGCCGAACUCUUUCUCUACAGAUUCAUGGGCAAAGCAGCCGCCGUGAGACAUCAACGUCCAAGUCCACAACAUCUCUGCAUUUCUCUCUGCAGGGCAAGGCUGAUGGAGAGGUAGAGCCCCAGUCUUGCCACUCAAAGUCACCCCCUUCUCUACUCUCCCCGACGGUGCCCUACUUGAUCCAUGGCAUCGAGACUGCUCUAGAGCACGAGCUCUUUCACCAUUAUAUCAACUUUGUGCCGCAAGCCUUCUCCUGGGCCACCAUCCGAAGCGCUCCGUUCCUCUCCAUCUUGAUUCCACUGGUUCUUCGCGAUCGAGGGCUGCUCUACACAUUGCUCAGCAUUGCCGCGACCCAUCUGCUGAACCUGGGCCGUUCAAACAUGAGCGAACCGCGACAGAGAUCCAUCAAGAGCACACGAUGGCAACUACGCGGCAAAGCUCUGAAGUGCCACGCGGAGAAAAUGGCGGCCGUGUCGGUGCCCGCAUUCUCCGACUCCAGCGUCCAGGUCAAAUUAGAUGCGGCUUUGGCGAGCACUCUUCUGCUUCUGCAGCUGGACUGCCUCGACAGUGGCAAGGACGGCCACUGGCGCCUCCACCUGUUCGCCGCGUCGGAGCUUGCUCGUCAACGGGUCAAGGAAGGGUGGAGCGACAAGGAUCCAGACGGCGGAGCACCGGCAAACUCGAGAAACGAGACCGCGGUCCGCUUCUUCCUCCAUCUAUACCGCUACUACGACGUGCUCGCAUGUGUGACGCUCGACGAGCGCCCGUGCCCGAUCGACCCGGUCUACUCGUCCGAGGACAUCGGGAGCUACAGCCCCCUGCCUCAAACGUAUCACAGCUUGCUCUCGAUCUUGACGCAGAUUGUGGAACUUCGCCGGCGGACUCUGCCCGAGCUGUCCCUGGGCCAGUCCACGGUCGACCGGAACCUCGCAGACGUCAACACCGAAGAAUUCAUGAAGAGUCUGGAACUGUGCACGCUGAUUCAAAACUGGACGAUCAAGUCCGAUUCACAGGAAGACCUGAUCCUAGGCGAAGUCUACCGUCGAGCCUGCUUCAUCUUUCUUUAUCUGACCACCUAUCCGUACGGCGUCGCCGAUGCAAAGGUUCAGUGCGCUCUCGAAGAAGGCCUGGCACACCUGGAACUUCUCGCCUCCCAUGAGAUGGCUCUCAAAUGCGCGACCUUCCCCCUCUUUAUCUUUGGCAUAGCAGCCUUGCAGCAUGAUCAGCAAGACAUGAUCAGCAAGGUCCUCGACCUUCGUUUCCAUCAGUCCGGCAUUGGCAACGUCGCCGAAGUCCUCACCUUUCUCAAAGGAUGGUGGAUUCGAGAAUGCGACGAGAAUAAUCGGGCUUUCUGGCUGUGGGAGGAUGAGAUCCGGGCCAGACAGAUGUAUCUGUUUCUGGUGUGA